AUGGAGAAAGAAGAAAGAAGGAUGCAGACAGAGGAGACGUCCAGUGAUAAAGAGAUGGAACUUGUGCGUAUGAAGAUAAUAAAGGCACGUGCAAGAUUGGGCACGUCUUUGAUGGACAUUCCGACUGGUCGUGAGUACGACUCGCCGCCCGAUAAAUCGGACGAAUUAGUGCACAAAGCACUGAAGAAGACGUGCAAUACGACGUUGUUGGUGCAUCCGACAGUAAAGACAGAAGAGGAUUCUGUGGUCCGACAUGAGGACAAGUUGGGAAUACUGACGGGUGUGAAUGUUGCGUUCUGCCAGAGUGAGGAAAAAGACAAGUGUGCUCCGCAAGUCGGGACUCUAAAAGGCAUGUGUCUUUCAACCAUAAAGCAGGAUUUGGGAAGCAAUGACCAGAAGGAGACAAAACACCAUCAUUCAAUUAGUAGUGUCAUCGUGAACGCUGACGUUUGUACAGCAUCGCCUUUGACCCAACUUGUAGUGAGCCCCACUGCCAUUCCAGUGGAUUCUGGGUUAGAAGGCAAACAAUUGACCGGUGGUGGUGAGGAGCAGAUUAAGGCAUUAGCGUCAUUUUCCGCACAGUCAGCAACAAAUGCAACGCCACCACAGUCACCGAUGUCAGCACCUAAUCGAACCUCAAGUGAGGAUGGAUUUGUCUCAACUCCUGAAGCUAAAAGGGAACCACGCGAUGAAGUGAUGAAGCCUGAAAUUAUUGAAGAAGCAAGAACGGAGCGAGCCGACCAUCUCUUUCUCAAUGAAUUCCUCAUUGCAGAACUUGAAGCGUAUUGCUUCCGAUUACUCAGAAGAGAAUGCUCAAACAAUGGGUCGUCCGAUGUGAGUGAUCUCGCUCGGAUAACCGGCUUGCAGCUUUAUCAGGACCACCAGCGAGCUCUCAUGGAUUUCGAUGACGAAUGGAAAAGGUCUCACGCUGAUAGUUAUCGAGACUAUUUGCCACCGACUUCCAACGAACCUACAGUGGCACCGGCAAAUGCUCGCACGAAUCCAUUUCAACAGGAUUCUGCGAUCACAACUGGCGUAGGCGGUUGGACAGCGCUAGUAAAUCAAGUGAGAGCUUCUAGCAUGAAGUCGAAUUUAGCAGAGGCUUUGCCGUCACCUGAAGUGAAUGUUCAAGAAGGUAUCGAAGAUCUGUUUGUUGCGUAUAAACAAGGAUCGAAUGGAAUUAUUGUUGGCGGUGAUAAUUUUCACAAGGAGCGUUUACAGGUCAGUGCUUUUCUGGCCCAGAUUGCAUUAAGUCAAAACACCUCAGCGUUUCACAUUAUCGUGGCUGCUGGUUCUGACCUCGCACAAUGGGAAAAGGCAUUGUCAUCUGAGCGGCUUAUUCAAUCGUACCCAUAUUGGGGAAGCAAGCAAGAUCGCCAAAAUUUGCUGCAAUUGCUAAGCAAUGAGUAUUUCUCAAGCCGAAAUCUGUCAGCGCACGUUCUUCUAACCAGCUAUGAAGUUUUUAUGGAAGACAUAUUGGUCGUGACCUCACUACAGUGUCAACUCAGCAUCAUUGACAUUCCACGACAAGCCACUGACCAAAUUGCGACGAUCUGGUCACAGUUGCUUUCGCUUCGAUGCCGUCAACGCUUGUUGCUAUGUCAACCCGGAUUUGAGAUUGACGCGCGCAGAUUAUUACACUUUCUCGUGCCUGAGCUGUUUAGUUCACGGCGAAAGCUAUUGGCAUGGAACGGUGCAGCCUUUCACAAUGACCAAGUGUGUGCUAUAUGUGGCAUGGUGAAGGCCUUUAUGGUUAUCUCCAAUGAGAAAGCUUGCGCUGCAUUUUUGUCGAUGGUGGAGUCAUACACUAUGCAAAAUUGCGAAGGUGAAAUGGCUACUUUGGAUAUGCUGAAUAGGCAAGGCAUUGUAAGGGCAAUACAACCAUCAAUCAUGAUGCCUGUGAAGCGCGUACUAGGCAAAAAGACUCGUAACCGCGCUAGCGGGCACAUCCCUGCGAAGGGAAAGAUGGAAUUGCAACAAGGUGCGUUUGGUCUCGUGGAUUCGCAGCUUACCAUCAAUGCCCCGAAUAAUUAUCUGAAGAAGCGAAGUGGAAACGAUGGGACACCUGGCUCCCGCCAGCGUAUUGGUCGUUGCGGAAAAUGCGCUGGAUGCUUGGCCGAGGACUGUAUGAAAUGUGGACACUGUCAGGAUAUGAAAAAAUACGGUGGACCCGGACUUCGAAAGCAGUCUUGUAAGUACCGGAAGUGCCUAAACCCGAAGAUAUGGGGGUUGGCUUCCCGAAAGAGGAAACGCAAGACAAAACGUGUUGGCGGUAUCAGCAGUGUAAAGGUCUCGGAGCUUGAUGACGAAGGCUUUGUAGCGUACUCUUCAGCGGAAAGCGAUGGGGAGUCUGUAUCAACCGCGACGUACGGGAACGGUGGCUCGGAUGAUGAAUCGUUUCGAUAUUCAGACGUUACGGUGGACUCUCCACGUGACUUGUUAUUGCCGACGAGCGACACCCUUCUGGACGACCAUUUAUCUCUUAGCGACUUGAGUUCUCGAUCUGCGUCUGCGCGUUCGCGUGUCGUUCGAUGUGGAGAAUGUCAAGGGUGUCAUGCACCAGACUGUAUGAAAUGCCCCCAUUGCCUUGACAUGAAGAAAUACGGGGGACCUGGACUUCGGAAGCAAACAUGUAAAAAUCGCAAAUGUAAUGCCCCUAAGACUGUCAUGUUAAACCAGGCAAAGGGCGGUCACGCUCAGUACGUGGAUGAGAUAGGCAACGUGGUUUACACCGGUCUGAAUGACAGUACUUUUCCAGGGUUCUAUGAGGCCCCCGAUUCGUCGGACCGGCUAGAAGCAACAACGAAGUCACUAGGUAUUGAAAGUCAGUCAGGAGUGCUGUCGGUUGCUCAAGAAUUGGAGCGUUAUGUGAAGCCACGACUAGCUUUUGUGUGUAUGGAUUGUGCUGCACGCUUCAGCUCGAGCAAGGUGCUCACUUUUCACGUCAAGGUCGAGCAUUCGUCUUCAGCAGAACAUGUAAUUUUGCCGUCGGCGUUGGAGCAAAAGGCUAAUCGGCUGUUUAAGCGACCGAGUUAUCAGAAUGCCAUGAUUAGUGCUCAACUCAAGCAGCAGGAUGAAAAGUCAUAUAGCUCGCCCCUCGGAUAUGCAAAGUUGGAGGGUGAGAAUUUUCAGUUCUACGUUAUCGAUCCACUGGUCAUUCUUGGACGUAUGAGCUCUCAGUGGUGUCAAUUGUACGAAAAUCUGGGUUUCGACACCCUCAAGGGCCUCGCUGAUAACAAUGUUGAUUGCCACAUUGGAAACGAUAGCACGAUUCCAGCCCAGCACGCUGUGAUCUCAUGGGAUGCUGGUCUUGGCAAUUUUGUGAUUGAGUGUUUGAGUCUCCGAACGCCGAUUUUCGUAAAUGGCCGCGAAAUUAGUUUUUCUUCACUUCCAGUGGUGCUAAGCAGUAAAAAUCUGGUGCAAAUUGGUAUGAGUAGUUUCUACUUCCUAUUGCCCAAGACGAUGAAGACAAAAAGCGCCAUCGAAGAAACAAGUUAA
Messenger RNA from Peronospora farinosa, 3498 nucleotides. The record is from the annotation of a GenBank genome assembly. NCBI's taxonomy places the organism in Eukaryota, Oomycota, Peronosporomycetes, Peronosporales, Peronosporaceae.